This is a messenger RNA of Ziziphus jujuba (common jujube), 3098 nucleotides long. Its product is annotated as ubiquitin carboxyl-terminal hydrolase 21. The coding region runs from base 303 to 2768 and encodes 821 amino acids. The record is from RefSeq and is a predicted model, not a curated record. Gene Ontology annotation, molecular function: cysteine-type endopeptidase activity; cysteine-type deubiquitinase activity. The transcript has 8 exons. Lineage: Eukaryota; Viridiplantae; Streptophyta; Magnoliopsida; Rosales; Rhamnaceae. Gene Ontology annotation, cellular component: cytosol; nucleus. Gene Ontology annotation, biological process: protein deubiquitination.
AGAGCCCUGAUUCGUCUAGUUCAUUGGGAAUUUUGGUUUGUGGAGCGGAAAGGCCAAAAAGGAGAAAGUUUUCCCUCCCUUUUCAAAAUUAUCCAAAAACCCCUUCCAAUCCCUCCAACUACAUCUCAUAUUUUUCAUCUUCCCUCGCUUCCUUCUCCCCUCACCGACUCUUCAAAUUUCAAUUUCUUUCGGUUUUUUGGAGCCAAAUUGGAAAAAAGAAGGAGCAAAAUUGACAAAUUUUGACUUCACUUUCACUUUGCCUGUCAAUUUUUCUUUCUUUUUCCCUUACCCUAGUGUCUUCCAUGGAAACCCAAGUAACUCACAUUUCUGCUUCGAAUUCUGUUCUUUUGCAGAAACCUAUUGAGGGAUCUAGCUCGUUUUCACCUCCAUUACCUGUUCCUGAAGAAACCCUUUCUGGGUCUUCACCGUUUCCACUUCCCGAACCCGCCAAAGGAGACCAUGCUUUGGUUCCUUUGCUUGAUUCUGCAACUGGGUCUUCCUCCGUUCCAGAUAAACAAGAAGUCAUAUAUGGCUGUUCUUCGGCUCCUUGUUCGUCCGAUUCGAAUUGUUCUUCACCGUCUUUGCCUUUGAAGACCACCCUGGUUGAUGAGCCUUGUGCUCCUCCUCAAUCAUCGCUCGGAGUUCGGUCUUCGUUGACUUCGGCCCAAAUGGUUUCCAGGGAAGCAGAGAAAGAAGAUGGGGCUUUGCCUUCUAGGGCUCCUAUAUCAUCAAGUUUUGAUGAUAAUUAUGAAUCACCCAGCAAUGGCAUCAGGAAUGAAGAAGAAGAAGAAGGAGAUGGCCGAGAAGAUAAACCACCACCAUCUUCACCUGUUAAUCUGGUUGGUAAUAAUUUAUCAAAUUACGGUUCGAAUUGGCAAACUCCAUGGUCAUCUUCCUCUUCAUCUUGGUCUUCUCGAUGGCCCUCAUGGUCUUCUUCCAAGGAAACUGGGGUUUAUUCAGAAUCUUCGUUUUCUAUACAAGAAUCCAAGCCCUCCAUGGUGGGUGCAGGGCUUGCAAAUCUUGGGAAUACGUGCUUUAUCAACGCGGUUCUUCAAUGCUUUACGCACACUGUACCGCUCGUACAGGGUAUUCGUUCUGCUAAUCACGCCGUGCCCUGUGAUCGUGGAAGGGAAGGGUUUUGUGUUAUUUGUGCUCUACGUGACCAUGUUGAUAUUUCAUUGGCUUCCUCGGGAGGAAUUGUUUCACCUCUGAAACUAGUCAAUAAUUUGAACCACUUCUCAUCUUAUUUUCAAAGAUACCAGCAGGAAGAUGCACAUGAAUUCUUGCAGUGCUUCUUAGAUAAACUUGAGAGGUGCUUCUUGGAUUCGAAGACAGAGAAAAACUGUUCGAAUUCUGGAGAUGAAAACCUGGUGAAAAGGGUUUUUGGUGGCCGUCUUAUAAGUAAACUUCGGUGUUGCAAUUGUGGCCACUGUUCUGACACUUAUGAGCCUCUGAUCGACUUGAGCUUGGAGAUUGAAGAUGUGGACACCCUUCCGAGUGCUUUGGAAUCUUUCACCAAGCUGGAAAAGAUUGAAGAUUCAGAGACAAAGUUUACAUGUGAGAACUGCAAGGAGGAAGUGGCGGUGGAGAAACAGCUUAUGGUGGAUCAGGCCCCAACAAUUGCUGCAUUUCAUUUAAAAAGAUUUAAGAAUGAUGGGUCUUAUGUUGAGAAGAUUGAUAAACAUGUUGAAUAUCCUAUGGAGUUGGAUUUGCAGUCAUACACCAGUUGUACUAGUCAGGAUAAUGUGGAGCUGAAAUACGAUCUUUAUGCAGUGGUUGUCCAUGUUGGUUUUUCGUCUACUUCUGGGCAUUACUUUUGCUUCGUACGGUCCUCACCAGAUGCAUGGUAUAGGCUGGAUGACUCAAAGGUCACUAGAGUUAGAGAAGAAUUUGUGCUAUCUCAGGAUGCCUAUAUUCUGUUUUAUGCAAAGUGUGGUACUCCCUGGGUGUCAAGUUUGAUGGAAGUGCAAAAGCCGUGCUUGGAUACAAAUAUUAUGAAUACAUCUCCUCAGUCAGUUCUAGAUAAUGUUGAGAAUACCUGUAUUCAGUAUUCUACUGGGACAAGUAUUGACAUUUUUGAUGAUGAUGAAUUUAGAGAUGCUGGUGCUGGAACUUCAUCCUUGUACACGGAUGGAGCAAUACAUGAAGGUGUUGAUGUCAAUAAUAAUAGAGAUGUUGCUGGAGCUUCUGUAUGCAACUUUGAAGGACCAAAGGAUGACAGAGUCGGGCUAAAUGACUCUAGAAAUGAGCUAAAUGACUCUAGAAAUGAACGUGUAGUUGAUCCUUCAGUGCUCCAAGGGGCAAGUAAUUCCAAUGAAGCUUCAUGCAACAGUGACAAAAAAUGUGAUCCAAUGCCUCUUGGCAAAACUAAUGGACACAAGGGAAAUAAUGAAGAAGGCAAUGAUGUUUUCCAUCCUCUAACACCACCUAGAUCUAAAAGUCCGGACACGUUUUCUGUGGAGUCUCGAGAACAUGGUUAUCAAAUUCCCCGUGAUCAUCUGAAGGUGGAGAACCGUGUGGCUUGUAAAAGACCAUUGAACAAGGUUCUAGAAGAUUCUCAGAAACAGGAAGCUAUUAGAUAUCUCACAAAGAGUGUGCCAAGUUCAAGAGGCAGUAAGAUUUUAGCUUUGCUUGGGUCCCAAAGUCAAGGUCCUUUGAACAAGAAGAGGAGGUUUGAAUCAGCAUGUAAAAAGGUCAGCACUCCUAAUACCGGUCAUAAAUCUAGCCAUGGUUCCGGUAUGCGUCCGGUGGCAACUCCAUUGCGCUGAGUAUACUGAGCCAUUUGCAUAUAGUUGGUUUUUGCAUCACAGUUAGGUCAGGUUCAGUGGAUCUCAACUAUAAUGCAAAAUUGUAUCUGGUCAUAUAUUUAAGCUGAGAAUUUGUCUUUUAAAGCUGUGUUUAUGUUUUUGUCCUCUCGUUGUGGGAAGCCUAGUCUGUUUCUGUUAAUUCAACUCAUUCUCAUCCGAUAAAUGGCAAUUCAAAAAUGUAAAGUUUGGUCGAAGUAUACAACUCGUCACUCUAAAUAGACUAGAUGAUGUUAUAAAAUGAAAUUUUUAUCAAUUGCUUAUAAUGGAAUAUUAUGAAGUUUCUAAAAUCAA